Chenopodium quinoa (quinoa) is the source of this 387-nucleotide messenger RNA. RefSeq lists its product as uncharacterized. The record is from RefSeq and is a predicted model, not a curated record. Lineage: Eukaryota; Viridiplantae; Streptophyta; Magnoliopsida; Caryophyllales; Amaranthaceae. The transcript has 2 exons. Bases 1 to 387 code for a protein of 128 amino acids.
AUGAGAAUGUCUACAUCUAUAAAGCGAGACUGGUUGCAAAAAGGGUUCAGGAAAAUUCAUGGUAAUGACUAUGAAGAAACCUUUUCCCCAUUAGCAAUGCUUAAGUCAAUUCGGAUCCUUCUAGCUAUUGUUGCCUAUUACGAUUACGAAAUUUUGCAGAUAGUUGUUGAAACUGCCUUCUUGAAUGGGUUCUUAAUAAGAAACAAACAACUUGUUGAUAUUUUGUUAACUGAAGAUUCCAAAAUAUUCCUAUUGGAAUGCGUGGAACGUACAACCUACAAGCAAGCUUUGGCGAGCCUCAACUCUGAAAAAUGGCUUGAGGCCAUGAAAUCUGAAAUGGACUCAAUGUCUAAAAAUGGUGUUUUGAAACCUAGUAGACUUGCCUGA